AUGGCAUCAAGACGAAGUUCGGCCAGGUUAUCCGGUGGAGGAGAAGCGUUGACGGAUACUAGGAAUGGGGUCACGGGUUCUUGGGUUAAUGGAGUGGCGAGGAAGAGGGAUGAAGUUUUUGGUAUGGGAAUCAUUGGACCUGAGAGUAAGAAAAGGAAAAAGGAAGUGAAAAAAGUCUUCAAACCUCAACCUGUUCCUCAACAAAAUUCAUCAGAUACACCACCGGAAGAAAUCAUAAAUUUACCUCCACCACCUUCAGAGAAGAAAAUUGCCAGACGUCGGGAAUCCACACGAGCGAUAAGAGAAAGAUCACCUCUCUCCCCCGAUUUGAAAAAGCAACGUACAGGUCUUAAACAACGUUCAAAACUUCCAGAAUUAUCACAAUCAUCAAAAACUCAUUCACAACCUAUCGAUUUCCUUGAAUUCUCAGCACCUUCAAGACCAAGAGCGUCAAUGCCACGUCCUUCUUCUCCACCUCGACGUACUUUUUUAUCUUCUUCAAUAUCAAAACCUUCAUCUACUUCUUCAACUCAACCGUCUAUCAUCGUUGGAAACAUGGCCCCUCCACCACCACCUCCAACUGGUGGAUUCAUAAGGAAAACACGUAAAUCAAUGAUGGGUACAAGAGAUCUUACAUCAGAAGCUUUGGUACCCGUACCAGAUAGUGAAACACCUAUGAUAAAGAAAAAUCGAGAAAUACGAGAAGCUCAAGCUAGAAGGAGUAGUAUGGGUAUGAGAGGUCAAAGAGCGAGUUCAAGUUUAGGUAGAGGUGAUAUCUCUAUCCCACAUCAUUCUGUUGAAAGUUCAAAUUUAUAUAAACAUAUAAGUACGACGCUUCCUGAACCUAUACGAGCAAGACAUCUUUUAGUUUAUUGUUCAAAAAGAGCAACGGAUGAUGAGUUGGAAAAGAAGGGGAAAGGGAAACAGCGAGAUAUGGGAACGGAAGAAGGUGAUAAGUUGGUGAGGGAGAUAAUGGAAGAGUUCAUGAUGACUUUGGGUAAGGGUGGAAUUGAUACGAAUGUUUUUGCGGGGGCUGGAGGAUCAACUUCGGUACCACUCCGACCUCAUCCGCGAAAUAACAGUAAUAAAGAGGUAGAAGCAAAGAUGAAUUCUGUGAUUAAGCGAUGUAAGGAAGAAGAUCGACUAUGGUCUAGACUAAUUCAUCUUGCCAAUGAAAAACAAGCUAAAGUGGUCAAAGAGAUCAAUUCAAAAUUGCCCAACCCCGAACCGUCGUUUACAAACUUGUCUAUUGGAGAUGAAUGGAUGUCAAGGGCUUUAACUUUGGCAGAGGAGGUGAUCAAUGAGGGUGAAGGGAAUAUAGAAGGGUUGGGUGAUUUCGGAGAGGUGGAGUUUAAAGUCGACAACCUCCAUCAUCUCACACAUACAUCAUUACAAUAUUCCCUCCAAGCCACUCGAUUCUUAGAUGGGAUCUUCUCUUCACUCAUUUCAGACUUACAAACUUCUCCUUCGCAAACAUCUCAUCAAACGCACGAUCCGUCAGACACUUUAGAUCCUCUCUCGCUCGUCUCCGUUCCAUCGGGAUCAAGAAAGAAAGAAGAUACGAUGGUCAUGUUGAGGACUUUGGCAAGUAUCGAAGGAGGUCAAAGUACUUUUGUCUCUGACUCUGCCCCCGCUUCAGGAUCAGGAACGGGCUCAGGAUCUGGAGUAGGUAUAGGUGUAGGCUCAGGAUUGAAUAAUUCUACCAAUGGAGCAAGAAUAGGUAUGACCCCAAGACGAAUGGGUACGACACCAAGAAGAGGAAGAUGA
Tremella mesenterica DSM 1558 is the source of this 1767-nucleotide messenger RNA. RefSeq lists its product as uncharacterized. Lineage: Eukaryota; Fungi; Basidiomycota; Tremellomycetes; Tremellales; Tremellaceae. Gene Ontology annotation, biological process: cell division; mitotic sister chromatid segregation. The record is from RefSeq and is a predicted model, not a curated record. Bases 1 to 1767 code for a protein of 588 amino acids. The transcript is spliced from 5 exons. Gene Ontology annotation, cellular component: MIS12/MIND type complex.